AUGUGCGGUUGGUGGCCGUGUCGAAGUUUAAGGCCGCAGAAGCAGUGCAAGCAGCAGUGGACUUGGGACAGGUGGAUUUCGGAGAGAAUUAUGUGCAGGAGUUGCUGGAGAAAGCCUCCGCUCUGCCCUCCAACGUGGCAUUUCAUUGGACGUCUGCAGUCCAACAAGGUGAAGAAGCUGCUUAGCAUCCCCAAUCUGGUAGCAAUUGAAACAGUGGACUCGUCGUCGCUCGCAGACAGGAUAGCUUCUGCUGCACAAGCUGCUGGAAGGGGAAUGCGCGGCAUUGAUCCUCUGGACUUGUUCAUUCAGGUCGACACCAGCAAUGAGGAAACGAAAGGUGGUGUUCAGCCGAGCGACGCACCCAACCUGGCAUCCCACAUCGCAGCGUGCGGAAGAUCCGUGCGACUGGCUGGGCUGAUGACAAUCGGUGCCCCUGGCGACAUGGGGGCCUUUGAUCGGCUCCACGCGGCACGCAGUGCGGUGGCGGCGGCUUUGGGCGUGCCCGACAAGGAGUUGGGUCUGAGCAUGGGGAUGUCAGGAGACUUUCAAGAGGCCAUCCGCAAGGGCGCCACCUCAGUGCGAGUAGGUUCUCUCAUUUUCGGCUCCCGACCGCCGAAGUGA
Molecule: messenger RNA, 621 nt
Organism: Symbiodinium sp. CCMP2592
Lineage: Eukaryota; Dinophyceae; Suessiales; Symbiodiniaceae
Source: the annotation of a GenBank genome assembly